GCCACCAUAUCUCACCCCGAAAAAGCUGUAAGUCCACUCUAUAUCAGAAUAGAUUGUGGGUCUACCCAAUCCGACCGCAGAUGGCGUGCCCUUCGCUCUUGCAAUCCGCCACCUCAUCCUUUCUCGGCCGGACCCAAUUCGCUACGCCUCCGCUCUGCGCGCGGGUUCCAUAUGUAAACUCUAGAAAUGGUUGCGGCGGGUUCACUGUGAGGGCUUCGACUGGGAUUGUCCUGCUGGAAAAAUCUGAGGCAGAGAAAACCAAUCGCCUCAAAACCACCUAUCUCGAAAAGAUUACGCCUUUGCUCAAAGACGAGUUCUCCUACACCAAUAUUCACCAGGUUCCCAAGAUUGAGAAAAUUGUGGUUAACUGUGGUAUCGGAGAGGCUGCACAGAAUGCCAAGGGAUUGGAUGCAGCUAUGAAUGAAUUGGCUCUCAUCACAGGGCAGAGACCUAUAAAGACACGAGCAAGGAAUUCCAUUGCUACUUUCAAGAUCAGAGAAGGUCAACCGCUUGGGAUCGCUGUCACUCUUAGAGGGGAUGUGAUGUAUUCAUUCCUAGACCGGCUUAUUAACUUGGGCCUUCCAAGGACAAGGGAUUUCCAAGGUGUAAACCCAAACAGCUUUGACGGACAUGGGAAUUACAGUAUUGGCAUUCGCGAACAGAGCGUGUUCCCAGAGAUCCGGUUCGAUGCACUUGGUACGCCUAGGGGAAUGGAUGUUUGCAUUACAACUACAGCUAAUACUGAUCAAGAAGCUCAGAGGUUACUGGCUCUCAUGGGGAUGCCAUUUAGAGAGGGCGGAGGAGUUGCAGGUGCACAACGCAAGAGGAAGCUGAAAAGACACCAUUUUGAUGCAAAGGGGAAGUCAAAAAGAUAAGGGUUAUCGUUCGGAGUGGGACAGAGAUUUCUGCUCCUGUCUUGUGAUGAUGUUUUCGUUUUGUUGUUGUGCCGCUCAUGUUUAUUUUCAGAUGCACUUCCUAUCAUUUCUAUGUAUUUUGCUUCCCCAUUUGUAGUUUAAUGUUGUGAACAGUGCUUCAUUUCAUAGGCAGCAAGGCCCUUAGCCUUAAGCUUAUAAAUUGAACCUUUUUUUUGGUA
Tripterygium wilfordii is the source of this 1093-nucleotide messenger RNA. RefSeq names its product 50S ribosomal protein L5, chloroplastic. Gene Ontology annotation, biological process: translation. Bases 81 to 875 code for a protein of 264 amino acids. Gene Ontology annotation, cellular component: ribosome; cytosolic large ribosomal subunit. The record is from RefSeq and is a predicted model, not a curated record. Gene Ontology annotation, molecular function: RNA binding; structural constituent of ribosome. The transcript has 3 exons. Lineage: Eukaryota; Viridiplantae; Streptophyta; Magnoliopsida; Celastrales; Celastraceae.